AUGAAUGGGAGUGAUUUUGUUUUUGCAGAUGGGAUCUGGAUUUGGGUAAAGUGGGGGGCCAAAAUUUGUGGAAAGGGCAAAGUGUUGCGCGCCACUUCUGCUCGUGGGGCCUUCCUGUUGACCGCCGGAAUUCAUGUCUUCUUUUCUGAUUUUCGAUCUCUGUGUCUUACUGAUGAGGCAGAAUCAUUUCGUAGGCAACCUGCCGAGCUUGGGGGACCAUCCCCUUCAAUGACUGGUUGUGAGGUUGGACCAGGUACAAAAAAUGAAUCUAUAUCUGUGUACACAGUACAAAAGUUGCUAGUCGACGACCAAUAA
Molecule: messenger RNA, 315 nt
Organism: Sphenostylis stenocarpa
Lineage: Eukaryota; Viridiplantae; Streptophyta; Magnoliopsida; Fabales; Fabaceae
Source: the annotation of a GenBank genome assembly